Bactrocera oleae (olive fruit fly) is the source of this 2924-nucleotide messenger RNA. It is a transcript of the gene Jasper, whose product is annotated as JIL-1 anchoring and stabilizing protein. Lineage: Eukaryota; Metazoa; Arthropoda; Insecta; Diptera; Tephritidae. The record is from RefSeq and is a predicted model, not a curated record.
UACUGAAACAACGAAUCGCAGAAAACAAAGUGUAACAACACACAAAAACAAUUAACGUUUUGCUUUCAGCGUUUUUCACUAAAUAAAAUAAAUAAAUACCAUCUGUUACUUGGCAAAGCGUAAAAGAUGCGCGUUGCCCAAUAUUUUACUUCGCGGUGAAAAGUUUUUAUGUGAAGGAACUCAUACAAAUCGUACAUUGAACUUUUCUGUCAAAACAAAUAUUCAGACGCAAAGUUAUAUAAAAGUUCUAUGUGAAUUGGUCAUAAUUCCCGUUUUGAAAAAUGGUAAAACGCAGUGCUGCAUUACGCAGUAUUAAAUAGACAAUUUAAUAAUAUAUGAAAACUAAUUGAUGACGUGUAUUUAUAACAAGAGGAAAUAUACUUUAAUAUAUAAUAAGCUUUACUAAUGAUAGGAAAAAUUGAUAUAUGUUUGAAAAAGUUGCAAUAAAAUAAUAAUUUCAUUAUAAAGCAUUUUUCAUUCGUUUUUAUUCAAACAUGAAUCUCUGAACAAUUAACACAAAGCCCGCAGUUUUAUGUGGUGAAUUUAGCUGCCGAAAUUACAACAACUACAAUAGAAAGUGUACUACUGUGCCUAAACAUAUUAAACAAAAGCGUGGAAGUGGCUUCAUAAAUACCUAUAUUUUUGUUUAGAGAAUUUACAAUUUAGUAAAAUAAAAGCAAACGUAAUGGGCAAGGAAAAGAAGCAAUUUAAUAUUGGAGAUUUAGUUUUCGCAAAGGUGAAGGGGUACCCGGCCUGGCCUGCAAAGAUAACUAAGUAUAACAAUAAAAAGUACAGCGUGUACUUUUAUGGAACUGGCGAGACAGCCAACAUUAAAGUGGAAGAUCUCUUUCAGUAUGUGGAGAGUAAGGAAAAAUUUGCUACCGAUAAAAAUCUUAAACGUUCAAAUUUUCGCGAGGCUAUUGAGCAGAUAGAGGCAGCCUUGAAUGGCGAAGACUCGGCACCAAUCGAUUUACCGGAGGCUGCAGCUACGGCGGACGAAUUGUUAGAUGAUGGAAUUGACGGAUUUGCGGAUGUUACUGCUGAUGAUUCGCAAAUACAAGAAAAUGCGACUCAGGAAAUAAUAGACAAGGAUGCUGACUCUAGCGCAGCAAAUAUCGAUGAGUCGUUGCCAAAUAAACCAAAAGAAGAUAAGCAAGUUCCAGUCGUAACGUCUACUACUGAUAACGCAGAAUUAGUUAGUCGCAGUGGACGAAAAAUCAAAACGAAACGGUACAUUGAUGAAGUGCAUGAGGGUCCCAAUCUUUCCCAUUCGCCACCGGCGAAGAAAAAAGUACCAGCAGAAGGUGUUGGUGCAGAUUCGAAAAAAUCUGCAAAGAAGUCGAGCAGUUCCUCUAAGCCCACGGCUACCAUAACGCCAACCGUAAAGAAUUCAGUGGGUAACAAAAGUGAAGUCUACAACAAUCUUUUAUUAGCUUUCGUACCACCAGCUAAAUGUGUUGGUAUCAAAUUGGAUUACGGAAAACCAGAAACAUUCGCAACCCCAUCAGAACGUAUUAAAUGGGAAGAGAAGUCUCGAAAAGAUGCUGGCGACCUAAAAGAAAAACUGGAAAUUGGUCAAAUAAAGCUAGAUGCGGUAAAAGAUCGUGUUAUUGUAAAUCCUCCAAGGUCAAAAAUCCAUCAAGAUGCUGCAAAUAGAUUUACCAACCAAAUGAUAGAACAAGAAGAUGCGCUCUUUGUUGAACGAGAUUUUAUACAAAUGUCGCAGCAAUUGCGUGAGAGUUUAGGCCUUAAGAGUGCCGACGUUAAUCGAUGUGUCGAGUUGCUUAAGCAGUAUAAAGAUUUCGAAUUGACACAGUUAAUGCUAUUACGUAAUCCAGAUUGUGUGGAUAUUAUAAGACGUUUGCGGCGCUACGUCGGAAAUUUAAAAGAAUGGUCUUUGAGCGCCGAAGAAGAAACUGAAUUUAGAACUAAAGCAGAAAUAAUACGCAAUGAAGCAAUUGUUAUUUACAAUUAUUUCAAGAAAAUUUUUAAAAUUUCAUCUGAUCAACAAUUUUGGGAGCCUUUCUGUGAUCAAGUUAAAACCUAUAAGGAGUGCACAAAACAUAUUAGCGAGCAAAAUCGUAUUACAAUGAGUGAGAAAACGUAUAUGAGUAUUCUUGCAAAUUUUAAAAAAGAUGGAAAACGUGCUCAGGAUAAAGAGUCAGAGUCGAAAAGUGAUGUUAAGAAGGAUAACAUAAACGAAGACAAUCCAGCGGAUGCUAAUGAGAAACCUAACACUAGCGACACCGAAACUGACAGAGUAGAAAUGGACGACUCCAUCGCAAACACAGAAAGCAAUAUAGUAGAAGCUUUAGAGUCUUAAAUAUUACUUGUUCAGAAAAUAAAUAUUUGAAUAAACCAGAUUCAAUUCAUUGUCGAACUGGUCAUUUAACUGUUGGAGUGCUAUAAAUAAAAAAAAUUUCUAAAAUCCGUAUUUUACAUACAUACAUACCUACAUUUAAUAUAUAUGAAAAACAUUCUGUAGAAUAUUUAAUUUGUUUUUUUUUUUUGUUUUAAUUCCAAAUCGAAUAAUGUAUCAAAAAAAUAAAUCUACUUAUAUAUAACAUUGGCUUAUAAAAGUAUAUUGUUGCUCGAAACAGACAUCUUACAUUAAUAAAAUAUGUCAACUAUCCUACUAAUGAAACCAGCGGGAUUGGUUUCAAUACGCUUCAACACAUCUUUGAUAUCAUCUAUGCGUUUAUAAUGUGUCACACCAAUAAGUUGCCAAAUCUCAUAAAUUAUUUGUAUUUACAUUUCUUAUGUCAAUAAUUUCGUUAUUUGAUUAAAUUGAUGCGAGUUUAUAGAUAAUGAACUGAAGAACAUCACAUAAAUUCAAUAAAUAUGAAAUAGUAUCUAGAGAUUUUCUAUAUAAAGAUAUACAAGCAACGCAUACACAUAAUAAAGCUAUCAAUAUCCAUUAAUAA